Molecule: messenger RNA, 453 nt
Organism: Cyclocybe aegerita
Lineage: Eukaryota; Fungi; Basidiomycota; Agaricomycetes; Agaricales; Hemipholiotaceae
Source: the annotation of a GenBank genome assembly
AUGGUUCAACCGUCAUUGAUCAUUGUCUCGACACCCAUCCCCUCCACCCAGCACCUCUCUGGUCGCCCAUCCAGCCCUGAAAACACGACAAAAGAGCCCACCCACAUCACAGAUGACGUGGCCUCUUGCCUCAACCCCGCCGUGCGCCCCUCCCCUCUCAUAGGGAUGUGGGCUGGCUUCCAACCCCUACGUGUAUCCUCCAUCGACACCCGAUCUCCCCCGCAACCCAGAUAUUGGCCCCACUGUGUGCUGUUUGCCCCGCCCUCACUCUCACCUCACCCCUCCCCUCCACAGGGAUGGCAACAACAACAACAGGGUGACGACGAGCAUGGCAACGGGGCAGAGGACUGGGCGAGGAAGAGGACGGUGACAGGAUGGGGCGACAAGGAAGAUGGCGAUGGGGCGACAAUGCGGGGCGAUAACGGCAAUGAUGACCAGGAGAUGAUGGGGUAG